Histoplasma capsulatum G186AR is the source of this 1245-nucleotide messenger RNA. Its product is annotated as protein transporter SEC13. NCBI's taxonomy places the organism in Eukaryota, Fungi, Ascomycota, Eurotiomycetes, Onygenales, Ajellomycetaceae. Gene Ontology annotation, biological process: positive regulation of TOR signaling; protein import into nucleus; COPII-coated vesicle budding. Gene Ontology annotation, cellular component: COPII vesicle coat; nuclear pore outer ring. The coding region runs from base 1 to 948 and encodes 315 amino acids. The record is from RefSeq and is a predicted model, not a curated record. The transcript is spliced from 6 exons. Gene Ontology annotation, molecular function: protein binding; structural molecule activity.
AUGAACAGCGGGCCGAGGCAAACUCACGCGCAAGUUAUAACGAAUUCUGGCCACGAUGACAUGAUCCAUGAUGCAGCUCUAGACUAUUACGGUCGCAGACUAGCAACAUGUUCGUCAGACAAAACAAUUAAGAUCUUCGAAGUGGAAGGCGACUCCCACAGGCUGCUCGAGACAUUGAAAGGCCACGAGGGAGCAGUAUGGUGUAUUGCAUGGGCACAUCCCAAAUUCGGAACAAUCCUAGCCUCCUCCUCCUACGACGGCAAAGUCCUCAUAUGGCGCGAGCAAGCUCCUAGCACCGCCUCCGCCUCCACCGCCAGCACCUGGACAAAAGUUUUUGAUUUCUCCCUGCACACUGCCUCCGUCAACGGCAUCUCCUGGGCUCCGCACGAGAGUGGCUGCCUGCUCGCCUGUGCCUCCUCCGACGGCAACGUCAGCGUACUUGAAUUCAGCGACAAUAGCUGGACGCACCAACUGUUCCACGCGCAUGGCAUGGGUGUCAAUUCCGUCAGCUGGGCGCCUUCUGCCGCUCCUGGUUCCAUCAUCAGCACGACCCCAAGCCCCGGACAGCUACGCAGGUUUGUAACGGGCGGGAGUGAUAACCUUGCUAAGAUAUGGGAGUAUAACGCCGAAAACAAGACCUACACAGUAACCAAGGUGCUGGAAGGCCACACAGACUGGGUACGUGACGUGGCCUGGUCACCAAGCAUCCUCUCCAAAUCCUACAUCGCCUCAGCUUCCCAAGACAAAACCGUCCGCAUCUGGACGUCCGACCCGUCAAACCCCAAUGAGUGGACCAGCCAGCAUCUCGAGUUUGACUGUGUGUUAUGGCGUGUCAGCUGGAGUCUGAGCGGGAACGUCCUGGCUAUCAGUGGUGGAGAUAAUAAAGUCAGUUUGUGGAAGGAGAAUCUGAAGGGGCAGUGGGAGAAGGUGAAGGAUAUUGAGGACUGAUUUUAGUUAUAACAAGGGGCUCUGUUUUGGUCGUUUCUCUUUCCCCUCUAAUAUGGCUGGGCGUACGUCUUAUGUUCAUAUAUUUAUUUCCUAUUGCGGUUUUCGUCCAUGCGCGAACAAAGAUUUGCUUGCUACCCGUUUCUUCUCAAGCAGAGGCAUUGUUAAAAAUCAAAAAUUCAUGUCAUAUGUCUGCGAGUUACAUACCUUGGCGGAAAGGGAGAGAUCAACCAUACGUUUACUUGAAAAUCGCUUUAUAUUCCAAGGAAGAACAAUUGAUACGGAUCGCCAUUUACCAUA